CCCAUUCAAGAGUAGCGAGCAUCAUCCGGAUGAAAGGACGAUCCCAUUUUGAUCGAUCGGCCCAUGGAUGAGAAAAGAAAGAUUUCUCGCCUCCAGGCUCCAUCGGCAUUGCUUAAACAAUUCGCUGAUGCGAUCGUUCUCGGGAUUCUUGGCGCCAUCUAGUCAAGGCUGGAUCGCUGGAUCCCUAGGUAUCGCUCCAAGAAUCCUUCACGCAAGCGCGGGGCUCGGCUAUGGAUGCGUCAAUAAUCCAGCAGCAGCGCUUCCAGUCGAACUAUCGCGUUCUUGGCGAGGAUUGAGCGGCCCGGCUAUGGAUGCGUCGAUAAUCCGGCUCUCUUUCUUUCAGCAGCGCUUCCAGUCGAAAUAUCGCGUUCCUGGCGAGGAUUGAGCGGCCGCCUGGCCAGGAAUCGUCGAGCAAUCGCAAUGCAGGCACGCCAAGGGCAGGACAGGGCUGGGGCAUCGAUCCAGCUCCCAGCGCUGGGCCCGGAAUCCAUGGUGUUCAUGGGAAACGCGAGCUUCGGCCGCACAGGCCAGAUCGAGCUCAACAGCCCGAUGCUCGGCAGCGCCGCCGCCACGACGCCAACACUCAGCAGUGGCAGAGCGCUCUUCAAUCUCCCGCUCCAGAUGCUCAAUCCAUCCGCGAGCUUCGAGACCUCUUUCACUUUCUCUACGAUCCAGGGAAGCUCUUUCUUCUUCGUUAUUGUUCCAAACAACCAGGAGCUCGCUACUCUCCACGGACUCUCGGUGCGAUUCACGACCGCCAACAACACCAUCGCCGUGUGGUCCUCGUCGCGAAAUCUGGCCACCACCGUGGCGGAGUUUGAUCUGGGGCUGGAAUCCAGGCGGACGUUCGUGUGGAUUUCUUACGACUCGAGGAGGCACCGGGUGGAGAUCCGAGCUAGCAACUUCUCGGUUUUGGCGGCUCCUCCACUUCCAGUGAUCGCCCUCGGACUGGAUCUCUCGGCCCGGGUGGUCAAUCAGUUCAUGUACGUGGGAUUCUCGGCCUCGUCCACUCUGCUGGCCGCCAAGAGCACCAUCUGCGCCUGGAACUUCACGAGCUGGGUUCCCGAUCCGUCAGUCCACCCGGAUCCCGCCACUCUCGACUCGGCUGCUUUGGAUUCUUCCUCCAAGAGCUCCUCUGCCAGGUUGAGGAAGAACUUGGCCGCUGCUGGGAUCGCCGUGACUGCUCUGGUGGUCUUCGUCGUGGCGGCAGUGGUGGUCGUGAGGAUCAUGAGAAACAGCGCCAGCCACCACGCCAGGAAGAAAUUCUCGAGGACCACCGACCGGAAGCUGGAUCCAGAAGUGGGCGAUGAUCAGUCGAUGGCGAAGUUUUCGUAUAAACAGCUCGUCUCGGCCACCAACGCCUUUGAUCUCAGACACAAGCUCGGGCCACCGGCGACCAGCCAGUGCUACCGCGGAGUUUUGUCCGACUCCAUCGUAGCGAUCAAGGUGGUGUCCGAUAGUAACUCUCUCGUGGAAGAAUCGCUCAAGCUCGUCUUGGAGCUGGCCAGCCUCCGGCACAGGAACCUCGUCAACUUGCUGGGCUGGUGUAGCAACAAAACCACAGCCGAGCAGCGAUCAUCCUUCCUCGUCUACGAGUUCAUCCCGAAUGGCUCCCUGGACGAGCACCUCUUCUCGAGCAGCACCAAGAGCAAUCCUCUGCCGUGGUCGCAUCGUCACAAGGUCGCGUGUGGAGUGGCCCAAGCUCUCGACCACCUCCACUCGCGAGGCCUUGCGCAUGGCAACGUAAAGUCGAGCAACGUGAUGCUGGACGCCAACUUCACUGCUCGCCUUGGCGACUAUAGCUUGAAGAACAGAGGCACCGGCAAAGCUGGGGGUGCUGAGCAGCCUCUCGCUGGAUCCAUGAUCGUUGCUGGGACUUUCGGAUACGUUGCUCCCGAGGCCGUGCAAACCGGACGACCGACGAGCCGAGCUGACGUCUUCGCGUUUGGAGCCGUGGUCCUGGAACUCGUCUGUGGACGAAGAGCUCUAGAGACGAGCAGCUCCGGUGAGAUUGGCGACGAGCAGCGCAGCAAAGUCGGAGAAGAUAGAGCUGCCGAUGGUGGUGACCAGAAUUCGUCGUCCGGUGCUACUGUUCUAGUCGAUCGAGUCCGGGAAGUGUUGAGCAGCAACAGCCAUGGCAGCGAUUUCAAGAAAUCGAUAGAGCUGGAGAAGGUGGUGGACGUGAAGCUCGCGGGGCUUUACGACGUGUCCGAGAUGGAGGUGCUCGUUUCACUGGGGCUGGCGUGCUCGGACUUGGACCCGGAGAGGAGGCCGGCGAUGGAGACGGUAGUGAAAAUGCUGGCGGGGGAGAUCCCCGUUCCGUCACCUCGGCUUCUCCUCUCUUCUUCGCCUUCUCCUUCCUCCAUCGAGAGCAAGGAUCGAUCGAGCAAGAAGGAUCGUAAGAUGAAGGGCGCCGCCGAGCAGCAAAGGAGGCCCAUCGAAGAGCUGCUGGCGAUGAAAGAUUUUGGAAGCUUGUUUGCUGCUGAUAAUGACUCGGCAGUUUGAGAGGAUCGAGAGAGACGAUUUCGUUUGUCUGUACAACAAGCUUUUUGGAAGAAUAGAGAAUUUUGAAGUA
Messenger RNA from Selaginella moellendorffii, 2575 nucleotides. Its product is annotated as L-type lectin-domain containing receptor kinase S.4. The record is from RefSeq and is a predicted model, not a curated record. The transcript is spliced from 2 exons. Gene Ontology annotation, molecular function: carbohydrate binding; ATP binding; protein kinase activity. Lineage: Eukaryota; Viridiplantae; Streptophyta; Lycopodiopsida; Selaginellales; Selaginellaceae. Bases 421 to 2505 code for a protein of 694 amino acids. Gene Ontology annotation, cellular component: plasma membrane. Gene Ontology annotation, biological process: protein phosphorylation.